CGCGCUCAGCUUUCAGCAGUCACUCUCACUCUCUCACUCACUCAUAUCUCAGUGCAUUCCUUCCGAAGCGGACUAUCGGCUCGAGCCUAUAAUUUUUCUCCCGCGCGUCUGGUUCCUUGCACAUAGAACGCACAGGCAGCACGAGACGCGGCUCUCCCGGUCAAAGUUAAUGCAAAGCCUCCGUUUUUUACGAUAAAACGGUCGCCGAUCCAAAGUUAUUUCGAGAUAUGUAAGGAUUGUCCGGGUUUUUUCUGCGUCUACGGCGCGAAACAGGCAUCCCCACGCCCGGUGUGGCAGCAGCAUGGCGGGAAACAACGACAGCCUCGCGGAGUUCCUCCAGUGUCUCGAGCGGAGGAACGUCUCCCUGAGCCCGGGAACGCCGAACGGCACCGCGAACGCCACUUGUGGCAACGUUACCGCCCUCACAAAACCCCCGUCCGGUCGCCAAAAAGAAAUGGACUCGUUCCGUAUCCUGCUCUACGCGCUCAUCUUCGUCCUGAGCGUUGCGGGCAACCUCCUUAUCAUCGUCGUCUUGGCGAUGAACAAGCGCAUGCGCACGGUGACAAACUGCUUCCUGCUGUCGCUCGCGCUCAGUGACCUGAUGAUGGCGCUCUUCUGUAUGCCCUUCACGCUCAUCCCCAACAUCAUGGAGGACUUCAUCUUCGGCGCUGCCAUGUGUAAGAUCGUGGCCUACUUCAUGGGUAUCUCGGUCUCCAUCUCCACCUUCAGCCUGGUGGCCAUUGCCAUCGAGCGCUACAGCGCUAUCUGUAACCCCCUCCAGUCGCGGGCGUGGCAGACGCGCUCGCACGCCUACCGGGUCAUCGCGGCCACCUGGGUACUGUCUCUGGCCGUCAUGCUGCCAUACCCGGUGUUCAGCGGGCUGCGCGCUUUCCCCAAGACGGACGGCUCGGUAGGACACAUGUGUAGACUGCACUGGCCCAGCGGGGAGGCCGAGCAGACCUGGUAAGUGGGGUGGGAUUGGUGUUAGCAUUAGCCUACUGUUAGCAAAGCACUAACUAGCGUUAGCUCAGCCUUAGCUUGCAUUAGCCUAAUGUUAGCUUAGCAUUAGCCGAACGUUAUUUAAGGACGAGAGUGAGCCUACUGUUCACAAAGCACUAGCAACUAAUCGAACGAUACAGACAAGUGAGUAUUUGAAUACCGAUUCAAAAACUAGCGCCGCGGCAUCUGAAUCCAUUGCCUUAAUUUCCACUGUUUCCCUUCCCUUCCAUUUUAUCUAAACGAGGUGAACAAGCCAAUCAGUGAAGCCCUAUGAAUUAAACAUCUCCUGUUGUAACCGGGUGGCCUGGCUGCCUUGCGCACAAUC
Gadus morhua (Atlantic cod) is the source of this 1324-nucleotide messenger RNA. RefSeq names its product cholecystokinin receptor-like. NCBI's taxonomy places the organism in Eukaryota, Metazoa, Chordata, Actinopteri, Gadiformes, Gadidae. Gene Ontology annotation, cellular component: plasma membrane. Gene Ontology annotation, molecular function: gastrin receptor activity; neuropeptide receptor activity. The transcript has 3 exons. The record is from RefSeq and is a predicted model, not a curated record. Bases 302 to 967 code for a protein of 221 amino acids. Gene Ontology annotation, biological process: neuropeptide signaling pathway.